AUGACGAUGCUGAGAAACCAAUCUAUGGUGGCAAUCAACAACCUUGUGAAUGACAACUAUGGAAUUCCAAUGGAGGAUCCAACCAUGGACAACGUGGAUAUGUCACUUGCCUCUCUGACAUAUAAGAAACCGGAGGCCAUAAGGGUGGUGGAGGAAGCGCCUCAGCAACAAGUAAUCAUUCCUCAGCAAGAGAGGCGGCACAAGAGAUUGUUUUGGAUCACAGAAGAGCACAUGCAGUUCCUCCGUGGUUUGCACAUGUAUGGCCGCGGUGACUGGAAGAACAUCUCUAGGCACUUCGUCACCACUAAGACGCCGGUGCAAGUCUCCGACCAUGCGCAGAAGUACUUCCAUAGGAUAGAGCGCACCACCGAAAAGCAAUGCUACAGUAUUAAUGAUAUCGGCCUCAAUGAUGCUAAAUCUUGGGUGCAUAACAACUCUACCAGCCGGGAGGCGCUCGCCUUUGCCGGUGGUACAUAUAAUCCAAAUGGUCAUGGACCCAGCAGCGAGCUUGCCACCAUGAAUAACUUUGCACAGGCUUGGUCACCCUUCCUGUAUAGUGCUGGCCAGGCGAGCAGCAGCCAGCCAACCUCUUGGAUUGGCCAACAGAUGGGGGGCUAG
Messenger RNA from Panicum hallii, 618 nucleotides. RefSeq names its product myb-like protein I. The record is from RefSeq and is a predicted model, not a curated record. Lineage: Eukaryota; Viridiplantae; Streptophyta; Magnoliopsida; Poales; Poaceae. The transcript has 2 exons. Gene Ontology annotation, molecular function: DNA binding. Bases 1 to 618 code for a protein of 205 amino acids.